Hyla sarda is the source of this 2152-nucleotide messenger RNA. RefSeq names its product estrogen-related receptor gamma-like. Gene Ontology annotation, cellular component: nucleus. The record is from RefSeq and is a predicted model, not a curated record. Gene Ontology annotation, molecular function: sequence-specific DNA binding; steroid binding; DNA-binding transcription factor activity. Gene Ontology annotation, biological process: regulation of DNA-templated transcription. The transcript has 6 exons. Lineage: Eukaryota; Metazoa; Chordata; Amphibia; Anura; Hylidae. Bases 778 to 1587 code for a protein of 269 amino acids.
CUUCACAAAAGUUCUUAGUAUUGCAUAUACUUGUGCAAAACAAGAACAAUAUAUUACUCUUUGCAGGAAUAAUAGUAGAGCUCCACAGUCCAGGUACUCAAGAGUCUGUAGUAAAGGAUCACGGCUUGAGCCGGGCACAUAAACUUACGCAAAAUGGUUACAGGUAGUUCUUGGUUAGUCCACCAGGUGCAUCUCUUGAAUGUUACGUUGAACCUGUAAAACAACAGUGGUACUUCCACAAAAUAAUUGUCAGUCUCGCGACUUAGUAGCAGUAAAAGAAACAAGAUGAACACGUGAGCUUUACCUGGAAAUUUUCCAUCCCAACCUAGCCUGUCAGGGUGCUUUUUAGGUUGAGACAUGUAGCUGGAAUCACAGGCCUGUGCCCCUUCCAAGGGACUGACUUGUGUGUUCCAAGACACUUGGGAUAGCUUGGAAUCAGUGAUGGUGGGGCUCACGGUUACCGCAAUCUGUACCGCAGCAGCUUGCACCACAGGGGGACAAAAAGUGUUGGUGCCUGUUGGGCUGGCCAAACUUCCUCCUCAGUAGGAGUAGGCUGAGGCACUUCAGUUGGUGCCCGGUGGGUAGGCCUCGGCACAUCUGGACUGGACACUGCUGCUCCUCGACUUGGGGUGUACUUGGGAGCGAUGAAAGCCAUCUUAGGUAGCUUUGACAGGUAACAUUGAAUAUAGUUGUCCCGUGGUUAACGACUGUGAAAUUACCAAGCGGCGGAGGAAGUCUUGUCAAGCCUGCCGCUUCCGCAAGUGCCUGAAAGUUGGAAUGAUGAAGGAAGGUGUGAGGUUGGAUCGAGUGCGCGGUGGUAGACAAAAGUAUAGACGUCCGGUGGAGGUGGAGGCUCCAGAUCCCUGCUCCUACCUUACUGCUCACCAUUCAUUCCAAGGAAAGAAGACAACAAACAAAGUAGUAUCUCAUUUGGUAUUGGUGGAGCCCGGGGAGGUAUUUGCCAGCCCUGAUGUUGACCUUCAAGACAGUGAUCUUCGCACCCUGACCACCCUGUGUGAGCUUAUCAACAGAGAGCUGCUUGUCACCAUUGGCUGGGCCAAACAUGUUCCAGGUUUCUCAGUCCUCUCCUUGGUGGAUCAGAUGGCCCUAUUGCAGAGUGCGUGGAUGGAGGUCCUGGUCCUGGGCAUCGUCUAUCGGUCACUACAGAUGAAUGACGAGCUGGCAGUGGCAGAGAACUUCUUGUUGAGCAGGGAACAGUGCCGCAGUUCAGGUCUUCUCAAUCUUCAUUCGGUUCUGCUUCAGCUGGUCAGGAAGUAUCGAAAAACAAAGCUGGACAAGGAAGAAUUUGUCACCCUGAAGGCCAUGGCUCUCGCUAACUCAGAUUCCAGUAGCAUCGAGAAUGUGGAGUCUGUUCUAAACCUUCAAGAUCGUCUUCACGAAGCCCUACAAGACUACGAGAGGGAACAUCAUUCUGAGGAUCCUCACCGAUCUGGCAAACUUCUCAUGACUUUGCCACUACUCCGCCAGACGGCAAACGAAGCAGUCCGCACCUUCUGCCAGAUCCGGCUGGAAGGCAGGAUUCCCAUGCACAAACUUUUCUUAGAAAUGCUAGAGGCCAAGAUGUGACUGUUCAGGCUCCAACAAGAGAUUGAAUUGUGAACCCUACAUAUGUGGACGCCACACAGCAGCUUCUGAGGAAUGCUAACGUGUCAGUAUGACUUUAGAAUAACUAUAAUCACAGAUUUGGACACAUUGGAAGCUAUGGAUGGUGCUGCACAAGACCACAGUCCAUCACUGUGUAGAAGAUACUGAUCUGGACCAUAGCAAUUGUGUAUGAAACAGGUCUUAGAUAAAAACAACUUCUAGAGGAACAGAUGAUCAUAUACACAUUUCCUUGCAUCUUUCUUUAGAUAUGAGGUGUAGUCUACGAAUUCUAGCACUGUCAGGUUGCAAAGAGAAAUCCCUGUCAAAUGAACAAUGGAUUCAACUGUACAAAUAUCGUACAUAAAUAUUCGUGUCUUGCUAGAUUUCCAUUCUUUGUUAAUCUCCAUUGUAUGUAUCCAAUAAUGCAGUUUAUAUAAUAUAUUGAAAGAAAUUAUUUCUUGUAAAAUAUUCAUCGGUUCUAUUGUUCUGUACAGAAGAAAGGUGUAAAAUAGAAACAUUUUGGUUUCGAUGUCCAAAGGAGUAAAAU